Messenger RNA from Coturnix japonica (Japanese quail), 2816 nucleotides. It is a transcript of the gene XPR1, whose product is annotated as xenotropic and polytropic retrovirus receptor 1. Lineage: Eukaryota; Metazoa; Chordata; Aves; Galliformes; Phasianidae. Gene Ontology annotation, cellular component: plasma membrane; cytoplasm; Golgi apparatus. Gene Ontology annotation, biological process: cellular response to phosphate starvation; phosphate ion transport. Gene Ontology annotation, molecular function: phosphate transmembrane transporter activity; inositol hexakisphosphate binding. The record is from RefSeq and is a predicted model, not a curated record.
CGGCGGCGGCCCGUUGUGAGGCCAGGCGCCGCUAGCAGCGGCUCGGCGGGCGCGGCCCCGGGCCCGGCGGCAGGAUGAAGUUCGCCGAGCACCUCGCGGCGCACAUCACCCCGGAAUGGCGGAAGCAGUACAUCCAGUACGAGGCUUUGAAAGAGAUGCUGUAUGCAGCCGUGGACCAGGCCCCUUCUAUAGAAGACACGGAUGAAGACACGGUAAAAAGGUGUUUUGCCACGUUUGAAGAGAAGUUCUUCCAAACCUGUGAGAAAGAACUUGCCAAAAUCAACAUUUUCUAUUCAGAAAAGCUUGCAGAAGCUCAGCGCAGAUUCACUACACUUCGGACGGAGUUACAGUCAACGUUGGAUGCACAGAAAGAAGCCAGUGGGGCUUCCACGCUGCCGCGGCGCAGAAAGCCAGUCUUCCACCUGUCCCAUGAGGAGCGUGUCCAGCAUAGGAAUAUCAAAGAUCUGAAAUUGGCCUUCAGCGAGCUCUACCUCAGCCUCAUCUUACUGCAGAACUAUCAGAACCUGAACUUCACUGGCUUCCGCAAGAUCUUGAAGAAGCAUGACAAGAACCUGGAGACAACACGAGGGGCAGAGUGGCGCGUGGCCGAGGUGGAGGUGGCACCCUUCUACACCUGCAAGAAGAUCAACCAGCUCAUCUCUGAAACAGAGGAAGUGGUGACCAACGAGUUGGAGGAUGGGGACAGACAGAAGGCUAUGAAACGCUUGCGUGUUCCACCUUUGGGAGCAGCUCAGCCUGUACCAGCCUGGACUACAUUCAGGGUUGGAUUUUUCUGUGGAUUGUUCGUUGCACUGAACGUGACUGUCAUACUUUCAGGUGUGGCUUUUAUAGAAGGACCAGACGUGUGGCCGCUGGUGAGAAUCUAUCGAGGUGGCUUUCUCCUGAUAGAAUUCCUCUUUCUCCUGGGUAUCAACACGUACGGCUGGAGACAGGCUGGCGUGAAUCAUGUCCUCAUCUUCGAGCUCAAUCCCCGCAGCAACCUGUCCCAUCAACAUCUCUUUGAGAUUGCUGGAUUUCUGGGGGUUUUGUGGUGCCUCAGCCUGCUGGCAUGUAUAUAUGGUAAAUUCAUCUACAUCCCUAUGCAGGUGAAUCCACUCAUCUUGUACGGCUGCAUGUUGCUUUUUCUCAUCAACCCUACCAAAACCUUGUAUUACAAGUCCCGUUUUUGGCUGCUCAAACUAUUGUUUCGAGUGUUCACUGCUCCCUUCCACAAGGUGGGCUUUGCAGAUUUCUGGCUGGCUGAUCAGCUCAACAGCCUGGUCGUAAUACUCAUGGAUCUGGAGUACAUGAUCUGCUUCUACAGCUUCGAGGUUGAGUGGACAGACAGUGAUGGGCUUCUGGCAAAUACAGAUAAUCAGAUUUGUUACAGCUACUCCUACGGAGUGAGAGCAGUUGUCCAGUGCAUCCCUGCUUGGUUGCGAUUCAUCCAGUGCCUGCGCCGGUACCGCGAUAACAAACGGGCCUUUCAUCUGGUUAACGCUGGAAAAUAUUCCACCACCUUCUUUGUGGUGACAUUUGCAGCCCUCUACAGCACUCACAAAGCUAAAAACCACAGUGACACCCAAGUGUUCUUCUACCUGUGGAUUAUCUUCUACUUCAUCAGCUCUUGCUACACCCUCAUCUGGGACCUGAAGAUGGACUGGGGUCUCUUUGACAAAAACGCUGGUGAAAAUACCUUUCUUCGAGAAGGAAUUGUCUACCCACAGAAAGCGUACUACUAUUGUGCCAUUGUUGAGGACGUGAUCCUGCGCUUUGCGUGGACCAUCCAGAUCUCCCUCACUUCCAUGCAGAUCUUUCCAUACGCUGGGGAUAUCAUUUCUACUGUUUUUGCCCCGCUUGAGGUUUUCAGGAGGUUUGUCUGGAACUUCUUCCGCCUGGAGAACGAGCACCUGAACAACUGCGGUGAGUUCCGUGCCGUGAGGGACAUCUCCGUGGCACCGCUCAACGCCGACGACCUGACACUGCUGGAUCAGAUGAUGGACCAGGAGGACGGCGUUAGGAACCGCCGCAAGAACAAGCAGUGGAAGCGAAGCCAGAGCAUAUCCUUGCGCAGACCUCGCCUUGCUUCACAGUCCAAGUCUUCUGACACGAAGGUAUUGAUAGAGGACCUAGCAAAAGAAGUGAACACAUGAAGCAACCACGGUCUCUUACUCAGCAUCCUUUGUUUUCUCGUUCUGCUCCCCUCUUCCCCAAGUAACCCAAUCUCUGGUCCAGUUCCAGCUGCAAACAGGAGAAAACACUGAACACAUUUUCCGAGCUCUUCCAGACCAGACCCUAUGGACUCCAACAAAGCUCACUGUGUUUUCUUUCUUUCCUUCUGCGUUCAUUUCGAUGUCCUACUUUAAAAAACAAAACCAAACCAAACCCAACCAACCAAACACACAAUAAAACAUUUUCCUUUCUUUUUGCCAAUAAAGAGGACAGUUCAGGAAAGGAGGAUUGUUUACAGUCUCAACAAGGACAUACACACCUGUCUGGAUAAAGAAGCAUCAUAGGGACUCCCUCUUGGGACAGUGCCGAGGACCCCCUCGGUUUCUGCUUGGCCCGGUUUUGACUGGUUGAAACCGGACUUAAGUUUUUAAACCUGAUUCUAUUUUUUGUUUGUUCGUUUGAUUUGGUUUCUUUUAACUCUUUUUCCUUCAUAUCCAGCGCUGAGGCACUGGCUGCACUUGCAGGGAAAGUGCACUUAGAGCAGUACCUUCAUUCACGAAGCUACUCGUUCAUUCGAUGUACCUUUUCUUAUCGCAUCGAUUCCUCUUUGGGUUUUUCUUUUUGGAAAUGCCAUGUAUGUGUUA